AUGUCUCCUUAUAGAACCAUCUAUGAUAAAUCUUGCCACAUCCCUGUAGAACUUGAACACAAAACAUACUGGGCUGUAAAGGUGUGUAAUAUGGAUACGAAAGCCUCUAGCUUAGAAAGGAAGCUACAACUACAAGAGCUUAAAGAGAUGAGAUUGGAAGCAUAUGAGAACUCUCGCCUUUACAAGGAGAGAACAAAGUUAUUACAUGAUAGAGGUAUAUUGAGGAAACAAUUCAAAGAGGGGGACAAGGUGCUAUUGUUAAUAGCCAGAUUCAAAUUUAAAUCUGAAAAAUUCAAUAUUAGAUGGGAUGGCCCUCUUACAGUCACCAAAGUUCAUAAAUUUGGCAUGGUGGAGCUUAUAGAUGACGCCAUUGGUAAGCCUAAAAAAGUCAACGAGCACCUCUUAAAGCACUACUAUGAGAAUUCGCAGUCCUUAUAA
Neltuma alba is the source of this 438-nucleotide messenger RNA. RefSeq lists its product as uncharacterized. Bases 1 to 438 code for a protein of 145 amino acids. The transcript has a single exon. The record is from RefSeq and is a predicted model, not a curated record. Lineage: Eukaryota; Viridiplantae; Streptophyta; Magnoliopsida; Fabales; Fabaceae.